AGAGCUAUCUUGGGCAUUUGGCACAUUCCUUCUGACAGCGAGAUGUAAACAGAAACUCAAAGCACGAGGAAAGAAAAAUCUCUCCAAAGCAGAAAGAACGUUUAACGACUCGGGAAAAUCAUGGGAAAACUCAAUGUAACUGUACUUCGGUAUCUCACGAAGGAAGAUUUCCGCAUCCUGACGGCGAUUGAAAUGGGCAUGAAGAAUCAUGAACUGGUGCCGGGAGUUUUGGUGGCCGCGAUUGCAAGCCUAAAGAGUGGUGGACUUCAUAAGUUGCUACGCGAGCUGUGCAAACAUAAGCUCCUUUCAUACGAACGAGGCAAACGAUUCGAUGGAUACCGUUUAACGAAUGCUGGAUACGAUUAUUUGGCUCUCAAAUCGCUUACACUACGCGGAGCUAUUGCCGGAUUCGGAAAUCAGAUUGGAGUCGGCAAGGAAUCAAACAUCUAUACCGUAGUGGAUGGGGAGGGCAAAUCUUUGUGUCUGAAGCUGCACCGUCUGGGUCGUAUCUGCUUCCGUAAUGUGCGCGAGAAGCGUGAUUAUCACGGCAAGCGACGCAAGAUGAGCUGGCUUUAUCUAUCGCGCAUUUCAGCAACGCGCGAGUUUGCCUACAUGAAGGCCUUGUACGAUCGCGGCUUUCCCGUACCGACACCGGUUGAUUUCAACCGGCACUGUGUUAUUAUGGAGCUCGUUGAUGGCUACCCGUUAACAAACGUAUCCGAGGUUGGAAACGUGGAAGGACUGUACGAUGAUUUGAUGAACCUUAUCGUUCGUCUUGGAAACUGUGGUGUAAUACACAGUGAUUUCAACGAGUUCAACAUCAUGAUAACGGACGAUCAACGUCCGAUCGUAAUCGAUUUUCCUCAAAUGGUGUCAACGUCACAUCCAAACGCUGAAAUGUACUUUGAUCGAGACGUGCAGGGUGUACGAGAACUGUUCCGAAAGAAGUUUGGAUACGAGAGUGAAGAAUAUCCUAAGUUCAGCGAUCUGGAACGAGACGACGAGCUCGAUCUGGAAGUGCUCUGUUCAGGGUAUGGUUUUACACAGGAGAUGGAGGAUGAUCUGAUGAAGGAAUAUCACGAAGAAAACCGAUCAGAAUGUUCGGAAAACGACGAAUCAGACACGGAUGAAGAUGUAGAUACGGAAACAGCAGAUCCAGCGUAUGAUCAGAAUAACGAGCACUCACUUGUCGAUGAGAAGGAGCUAGACGAAUGUCGUCGAAAGUUGGAAGAGGAAAUGAAACUAUCGGAAGGAAAACAGCCACCAAAGGAUUCUAAAAAGAAAGAGCCGAAUGCAGCAAUUUUCAACUACCUAGAAUCUUUGUCCAUCCAAGAAGAGCUUGAAAUGCCUGAACGCAACGAAGAGGAAGAAAUUGAGCCAGCCAAUCUUAGCAUCAUCCAACAGCAACAGGCAGAGGAAGAUUCUAUCUCUACAGAGCACUUGGCACAAUCGUCGGAAGAAGCGCGUGUCGAUAUCGAAUCCGACGAUCCUGAAAGUGAGCCAGAAGAUAAAACGAUUGAUACAAACUCACGGCAAUAUCGUAUGGCGAUGGUAAGAAAGCUGCUGGACGAUGCGCGCAGCGUUCGUUCCUAUUCCACCACGGCCAGUACGAUUGCUCCGUCGAUAGUCAGCAAUCGGAUAAAAGGGGAUCUACAACAACGGGAAAAGAAAGACAUGCAGAAACGGCUCGUGCCGAAGGGUGAAGCGAGUGCUGUCAGACGAAUGCGGAAGGAUAAUAAUGCGAUAUUGAAGGAAUAUCGUGGCUGGGAAUUUUAAGGAUGUUAGCUUUACGAUCAUAAGAUGGAAAGUGGGCUUGUUUCAAGAUAAGAAAUCCUUUAUUACGCAAAAUUCGACAUAAGUUGCAUAAUAAUAAAUCGUACAUUAUUUCCUUCAAAA
Molecule: messenger RNA, 1896 nt
Organism: Anopheles funestus (African malaria mosquito)
Lineage: Eukaryota; Metazoa; Arthropoda; Insecta; Diptera; Culicidae
Gene: RIOK2
Exons: 3
Coding region: 121-1776 (551 amino acids)
Biological process (GO): protein phosphorylation; maturation of SSU-rRNA
Cellular component (GO): preribosome, small subunit precursor; nucleus; cytosol
Molecular function (GO): ATP binding; protein serine/threonine kinase activity
Source: RefSeq, a predicted model, not a curated record